Coffea eugenioides is the source of this 961-nucleotide messenger RNA. RefSeq lists its product as uncharacterized. The record is from RefSeq and is a predicted model, not a curated record. The transcript has 2 exons. NCBI's taxonomy places the organism in Eukaryota, Viridiplantae, Streptophyta, Magnoliopsida, Gentianales, Rubiaceae. Bases 189 to 710 code for a protein of 173 amino acids.
UUGGUUUCAGUUUCCGUUUUGCUUUUAACCGUCGCUUGAUUGCCCAAAUUGGGAGUCAAAUCCUCUGUCCCUUCAAUUGCCUCAAAAUUAGGGUUAGGGCUUUUUCCUCCUCGUUCUAACAGAAGCCCCUACGCCAAAACCCCCUUUCUAUAUCUCUCUUUCGACAACCAACAUCUCAUCUCAAGUCAAUGGCAAGCAGAGGCCCAGCAACCUAUCAACAUUCCAGGCGCGGUGGCGGCGGCGGCGGCGGCGGCGGAGCAGGAGGAGCUAAUGCUGUUGCGAAGCCGGGAUUAAGAAAACCAGUGUUUGUAAAGGUGGAUCAUUUGAAACCUGGGACAGCUGGGCACACUUUAACUGUUAAGGUCUUGGAAUCCAACACUGUUCUGAAUAAAAAGCCCCGAAACCCAUCGUCGUUUCGUGGUCCAUCGUUCCAACAACAGCAGCCCAGUCGCAUCGCUGAGUGUCUUGUUGGUGAUGAAACGGGAACUAUUCUCUUCACUGCCCGUAACGAGCAAGUUGAAUUGAUGAAGCCAGGCAAUACUGUCAUCCUUCGCAAUGCAAAAAUUGACAUGUUCAAGGGUUCGAUGAGGCUAGCUGUUGAUAAAUGGGGCCGCAUUGAGGUGACAGAACCUGCAAAAUUUGCAGUUAAAGAAGACAACAAUUUGUCCUUGGUAGAGUAUGAGUUGGUGAAUGUAGCCGAAGAAUCUUGAAUUUGUUUCAUGAUUUUCUGUCACCAAGUCUAUUUUGGGUAAUGAUUUGUUUGUCUAUGGGUAUAUUGGUAUACAAGCUCACUCAAUCAGUAGAUUAUUUUCUUAUUAUUAACAUGUGAUAGGACUAAUCUAAUAUUAUAUGUUGUAGUUUGUAUGUUAAAAAGAAUAUUAACUGACUCUGCCUGGCAAGAAUGUGGACUGCAGAGAGUUUGCCAAGUUGUGUUUAAUUCAGUUUUUGUACUUCUCUCCAA